UAAGCGUCUGCGUUUUAGCCUGUGCCAUAUUUAGUGCUGUUCAACCUUCAAAAUGGCUGCCAAGAUGAGAUUCUUGAGCAGCCGCAAUGUUUUUUUAGCUAGACAAUUAUUCAGAACUCUGGCAGAUGACAGUAGUGUAAAGGUCACAGGAGCUGAGAGCGUAUCUGCUGCUAUGGGAGAAGUUGCUCCAAAACACACUGAGCGUGACACAAUUAUUGUCCCCAGUGUUGAAGACAUGUCACUGCUCAAUGGUAUGCCAGAGGAGCAUGUCAAGACAAGGAGGGUACGAAUCUACAUGCCAGCAAGAAAUGCUAUGCAGAGUGGAACUUUUGGUCUUAAUAAAUGGAGAAUGGACUAUGAUACUAGAGAACGCUGGGAAAACCCUUUAAUGGGCUGGCAAUCUACGGGUGAUCCAUUAUCCAAUGUACAUUUGGAGUUUGCAAGCAGUGAAGCUGCAGUUGAAUUUUGUGAAAAAAAUGGUUUGGAGUGUUAUGUAGACAAACCUCAGAAGACAACAUUUAAACACAAAUCUUACGGAGCAAAUUUCAGUUGGAAUAAGAAAACUAGGGUCUCUACUAAAUAAAUUAUACUGUAAUAGAUUGAAGAAGGAUUUUUUUGUGUGUGUUUUUUUAUAACAUGAAUAUGAAACUGAGAUCUACAUUUAUUGCAUUACCCAUUGGAAACUAUUCAAUGCACAGCGCAUUCAGAUUUGAAGUAAAGUUUUCCGUCAUAAAGAUUUUGCACAGGGAUAAAAUUUCUACUAAAACGAAAGAACUUUAUUUUACAAGAACUAAUUCAGUUAUAAACAUCUGUUGGAGUUUGCUAAUAAAAAAAUUAUUUAAUUUUUCUAUGAUGUAACUUGUAAAUGAAAAUAUUGUUAUAUAAAUUG
Ruditapes philippinarum (Manila clam) is the source of this 889-nucleotide messenger RNA. RefSeq names its product NADH dehydrogenase [ubiquinone] iron-sulfur protein 4, mitochondrial-like. The record is from RefSeq and is a predicted model, not a curated record. Lineage: Eukaryota; Metazoa; Mollusca; Bivalvia; Venerida; Veneridae. The transcript has 5 exons. Bases 53 to 583 code for a protein of 176 amino acids. Gene Ontology annotation, biological process: electron transport chain.